AUGUUUAGGACGUUGCCGCCGGAGGAAGAGGAUGAGUCGUCGUCGUCAUCAUCCGCGACCUCGGUGAUGGCGGCGACCGCAUUGCUGCCUCCCGCUGCCACGACCAAGAGAUCGCGGCCGGCUGUGGAAGGCGGCCGGCGCAGAGGCAGCGAGGAUCUACCCCACUGGGCGACAGAUAGGCCCCCGCGGUCGCCGUUCGAGUCCCGGCUCCUGGAGGGAGGAGAGGUGUCGGAGGGAGAGGUGGUGGAGGGAGAUGUGCGCACCCCACGGGUGAGGUCUUCUAGGGCGUUCAGUUCGCGGUCGCCAGAGGCUGUGGGUUCGCCGGAAGCUGUGGGUUCGCCGGAAGCUGCGGGUUCGCCGGAAGCUGCGGGUUCGCCGGAAGCUGCGGGUUCGCCGGAAGCUGCGGGUUCGCCGCCGCCGCACACGCGCGUGGGGGCGUCGAGGGCGGGUCUGCAGGUCCCCGUUGUACGUGGCGAGGCGGCGGCGGCAGCAUUGGAGCGCGAAACGGCGAUCGCGGCGUCGUUGCUCGUGCCCAACGCGGUGUUGAAGAAAUCGCUGGAGCGGCCGCGGCCGUUGUUGCCGGGUCAGUGGGAUCGGCGUUAUGAACUCGGUCAGACAGACUUGGUUUCGCGGCCGCCCUCGUCGGCCUUCUCGCCCGUCUCACACCCUCCUAUAUCAAGCCUGUCGCUGCUCGCCGGCUACGAAGACGACGACAGUAGCAGCACCGAGGGACGGAAUUCAGGCCGGGACGAAAGGAACACGCACUCGGAAGCCGUUCGCAGCAAGCCCGAACUCCGGCUGCCUGAAUACAACGCCCAGGGGGACCCAACCCUAGGCGCAGACGGCACCCCCGCGCGUAAUGACAGCACAUCACAGAGUGACGAGGCUGCACCGAUUGGAGGACAACCGCGGACGGUGCUCCAUGGUAGAGACCUCGCCAACGCUAACUGGCAAUAUGAUCCAGACCUGGUCACCUGGCACAAGCCAAACAGGUCUAGUCAAUUCGAUCGACUGAGCAAGAGCAGACACCAGUUAACAUAUUUGGGUGCGGUGGCUGAGGGCAUGGGAGACAAUGUGCGCGAAGCUAGCGUUCGAGGUCGACAGGAGCAGCGGGCAGUUCGUGACCGUUACGGUUGGUAA
Messenger RNA from Gregarina niphandrodes, 1140 nucleotides. RefSeq lists its product as hypothetical. The coding region runs from base 1 to 1140 and encodes 379 amino acids. The record is from RefSeq and is a predicted model, not a curated record. NCBI's taxonomy places the organism in Eukaryota, Apicomplexa, Conoidasida, Eugregarinorida, Gregarinidae. The transcript has 2 exons.